UCAUAAAUGAUUUCGGUAUUAUCUGUCUGAAUUACGUUCAUUAUUUGUCCAAAUUAAGCCAGGCGUUUAUUGUCAAAACAUUUUUCAUGCGACUCCACUUCAUUAGCCAGCCAUAGGAACUGCUGCUGCUCCUCCUCCAAAGUGAGCUCCUUCCACAACUGCGAAUUCCUUGAGCAUCAAAAUCGGGACUUUAACUUAUCCUGCGAAGCCCAGUACAGAAUCGAGCUAAAGCUGAUCUUCCGAGAUAGAUGGGUCAAGGUAAACGGCCUGCGGCCUCCAGUUACAUCUGUUUCCAUGAAUCGCCAAUGCACCAAGGUUAUAGUCAAAGCAUUCCUUUGAUAGCAAAAAUCCUGAAAUCCGCAGCCGGAUAUAAAGCAUUUGGGUUGAAUUCAUUGUAUCAAUGUGCAGGAGCCACAGAAGGCAGUGUGAUAUGAGUCGGGGUCGGAGGCGGUUCUAGAUCAGGUAACGCCUGGGUUGGGGGAAACAAAAGAAACUCCUGUCAAACAGCUCUGGGAUUAUUCUCCUAGACGUUGCCAUCAAAUUUUUUUAAAAUGAUCCAGAAUCAUUUGACUAUAAGCAAUGCCAGUGCGCCUCUCCAGUCCCCAAAAGUUGAAUAACAAGGCGGUGCUGCUGCUGCUGACAUUGCUGCUAAUGGGACCAACGCCGGCUGCCUGUGCGAACGCGAGCUGUAACUUCAUCGAGGGACAUAUUUUAGAGUACGUCUGCCACGGCACCUACAAAGAGAGCAUCCGCUACAUGCACAAGGACCGCAUCCCAGCCAUCGACACGCCGUACGCCAUCUGGAGGCGGACGGACACCAGCCACCCGUCGUACCUGCUCAUCGUCUUCUAUGACUCGCCGCUCUUCAGCUGCUACACGGUGGUCUUGAGCAACAAGCAAUUGUUCUGCGACGGGCGCAACUAUGCCCAGGCGAAUGCGGAGCCCGCCCAGCUGCACUGCAUCGACUUCCCGUUCCGGUACACCACCGAGCUGUAUAACUCCUGUGCGAAGACCCCGUGCGACGCAGGCUCGCCGCCCAUUUCGGUGGCCAUCGCCUACAUGAACGAGAAUGUGAAACUGACGGCUGGGGCGGAGAUCAGCGCGAAGUGCUCCGCGGCGGUCCUUGUCCUUGUUAUUGUGGUCGCAAUUCUGCAGUAGCGGUAUUUUGGUAUUUCGUGAUGUAAAUAAAUAGAUCUGAUUCGAACGAUCACGCUCGGAACCGGACGGUCCUAGGUAGAUGUUAAGACAACGUCAGUAUUAUGCAGAAAAGGUCAAGUCCCAUUUUUAACGGCAUUAAAGUGUACUGACAAACAGAACUAGUGUAAA
Drosophila serrata is the source of this 1326-nucleotide messenger RNA. RefSeq lists its product as uncharacterized. The record is from RefSeq and is a predicted model, not a curated record. NCBI's taxonomy places the organism in Eukaryota, Metazoa, Arthropoda, Insecta, Diptera, Drosophilidae.